AUGGCAGUCCCUGCAUCGUUCAAGAGUAAAGUGGCCAUCACACAUAUUACAACAGCGACUGCAAUUCUGGAAUUCGAUGGCGUUACAUUCAUCACGGAUCCAAUCUUCGACGACGCUCCACAAGACUAUGAUCUAUCGCACUUGGCUGGAAUGAAGCCGGGCGAAUUCGUCCUUAGCGUCACAGAGGGUCCCAAGCUUAGCAUCAAACAGCUCCCGGUCAUUGAUGCCGUUCUCCUCAGUCACGAAGAUCACGUCGACAACCUGGAUCAGACCGGCCGCCAACUACUUCUCGGUCGCCAGGUCAUCACCACACCCGACGGCGCUCGAAACCUCUACGAUUAUCCCGGUGUAUUUGCGAUCCAGCCCUGGCAGACUCUCGACUUUCAUUUUGGCGGCGAGGAGUGGAAGGUCACCGGCACUCCAUGCGUUCACGUCCCUGGUGGAGAAGUAACGGGUUUCCUUCUUCACAAGGACUCGUUCGGCGUCCAACCUGAUGGCCGUCCGAAUGUCUUUUACUUCACUGGUGACACAAUCCUAUUAGAAGAGGAGCUAGAGAAGAUUCGAAAGCAGUAUCAUGUAGUGGUUGCCCUUGCAAACCUAGGCCAGGCCAUGUCUCCGGAUCCCAACAGUCCCACGGGAUUCUCGCAGAUCACAAUGGGAGGUAAAGACGCUGUGAGGAUGUUGGAGAUAUUGGGAGCAGAUAUCCUCGUCCCAAUGCACUUUGAAUCAUGGUCGCACUUUACACAAAAUGGCGAAGCUCUCAAGAAUAUUUUCAGGGAUGCCGGAAUCGCGGACAAGGUCAAAUGGUUGACUUCAGGCGCAAGAACAACCAUUAUUUAA
Molecule: messenger RNA, 840 nt
Organism: Pestalotiopsis fici W106-1
Lineage: Eukaryota; Fungi; Ascomycota; Sordariomycetes; Amphisphaeriales; Sporocadaceae
Exons: 1
Coding region: 1-840 (279 amino acids)
Source: RefSeq, a predicted model, not a curated record